AUGGCACCGCUCAUUCUUCCUAUUUCGAGGAACGAGUUCGCACACCACCUUAAGCAAUGCACACCACCCACUGGCUGGCAGAAAUCCAUAGCUGUGGCGCACUCCGCCGGUGCCGACUCGACAUGCCUACUAUUCCUUAUUCGACAACUCGUCGGCACACCUGGUCUACCCAGAAUGGUACACUCCUUCUACGUCAACCACGGCUUUCAAGCCGCGAACAAGGAAAUGGAAGACGUCGCUCGCAGAACCUCGACUCGGCUAGGCGCUACACCACACACUUUACCCAUACCAUGGAGUACACCACCCUUCCCCCCGAAGCCCUCCGAAGACGUUCCUUCGGAGGCGAUUGCACGAGACGCCCGCUAUCGGGUUUUGUUCGACGGCAUGCGAGAAGCCGGUGCUCGCAUUGUUGCGUUUGGACAGCACGCAGACGACCAGGCAGAGACGGCAAUGAUGCGCUGGGCUUUGGGGAGCACGGCGUUGGGACUGGCGGGGACACGUCGAAUACGGAGGUGGGGUAUGGGUAGCGGUAGGAGCGAGGAGGACGUCGACUAUUACGGAUUGGAGGGGAUGAACAUGUGGGUCAUCCGGCCGCUACUGUCAUUUGGCAAGGACAGGAUACUUGCGACUUGUGAGGCGAAUGGCUUGGCAUACGUGGAGGACCCGACCAACUUUCAACCCCAGCAUACCUUGCGCAACGAGAUACGCGGCUACCUGUCACGUCUGCGAGAUCAGCCGAGCCCUGGAGACAUUGAGAGAAACCCUCAAGCGGCUAUUUCUGCACCCUCGCCGACAGUUAAGGCUGCUCUGAUUCAUCGUCUCCAAUCAGUCCAAAAAAACGUCAGCAAAAGACCACAGCUUCCUCUGGAGCUCCAUGGCAAUAUACAUGAUAUGCACCAUAGUAUACGUGAACUCGAGUUCAGGUUCAACGACAUCGAGACGCAAGUGAGCGCUGCACUUGCGCGAACCACGGUGCAUUCUCCUCCAGGAACUAUAUUACUGGCCUCUGGCGCUCAUCUCAGCAGCAUCAAUCUCGAACUGGUCCGCCAGGCUCUAAUAUUGCGCGUCUUGAGAGCAGUCUCGCCCGAACCAUGGGGGUCCCUGGCUUCCCAAGCGAACAGACGCACCGACUCCAUCCAGCGCAUCGCUGAACGAUUGUUCACGCCAUUCGACAAGCUCCCGAAGGAAAAACGUCGACCAUUCAUGGCCGGUGCAUUCGUGAGCUGGCAACCGCUGCGGAUAUGCGCCGACGGCAGUCUCAAGCACUUCAUCGAACCUGAUUUCAGAAAUAAGGAUGGAGUCGACGAGUUUGGUAUGAAGGCUGGGGAUCGUGCCGGUUGGAUGGCUGUGCGAGCUAAACCCCCAUCCUGGAUCAGAGGCCCCGUUGAUAUCUCUAGCUCCAUCGUUGACGCGCAUGAUCAAUGGAGUCAGCAGUCUCAACCGGACCCCGACGCGAUCCACGAAGUCCUCUGGGACAAUCGCUUCACUAUCCGUAUACGCCUCGCGCGAGCACCGGAAACAUUGUUCGAUAACCUUCGAUACGGCGCCCGUGUCCUCGUCAUACCCGAAGGUGCAUGGUGGUGGCCGCGCGUCGUCUUGGUCCAACCGCAUAAGAAGGAGGUGCUGCUGGCGCGUAUCGGUGCCCAGCCGAUGCAAUGGUUACCAGAUUUCGCCCGAUUACGUGGGAUGCUGGGCAUGACGGAGGAAGUGCAGGAUGUCGAGGGGAAGAGUUUCAUGGACUUCAAGUUCGCUCGACCACUUGAUGCUUUGUAG
Molecule: messenger RNA, 1773 nt
Organism: Peniophora sp. CBMAI 1063
Lineage: Eukaryota; Fungi; Basidiomycota; Agaricomycetes; Russulales; Peniophoraceae
Source: the annotation of a GenBank genome assembly